This is a messenger RNA of Cuscuta campestris, 1936 nucleotides long. NCBI's taxonomy places the organism in Eukaryota, Viridiplantae, Streptophyta, Magnoliopsida, Solanales, Convolvulaceae. The record is from the annotation of a GenBank genome assembly.
CCUAUAAGGUGAUGCCAAACGAAGCCAUAGUUUAAUUGGGACCCCAUACCUUCUUUACAAAAGAGGUUAAAUUACAUUUCCUUUGUUGGAUUACAUGUGUAUAUGAGUACUACUACUCCGUAGUCCGUAUUAUAUACACGGCCUCACUUCAAAAUAUCUAGAGCGGUCUAUCUGUCAUCAACAAGACAAACGUAUAGUCGCAUAUCAAUCUAGGGUUCCGCCGUGCGACGCAACCUCCUCCAUUAAUUCCCAACCCCUCAGCGACUCCAGUGCGAAUCAGACCGCGAUGCAGCAUUCAUUCUCAGGGGUCCCGCCGUCAAUGGCCCCGCAACAGCAGUACCAGCAGUAUCAUCAACAGCAGUAUCUUCAACCGCCGCACCAGUGGAUGGGACAGCAACCACCACCGCAGCAGCCGCCCUACCAGGCCCCUCCGCCGCAGCAGCAGCAACAACAAUCGCCUUAUUAUUACCAGCAGCCGCAGUCGCAGGGCAUCGUUCCUCCACCGUCUCUGCAGAAUCAACAGCCACCGCAGUACAACGACUCUGCCGCUGCUCAACCGGCCAGCUCGGAUGAGAUCCGCAGCCUCUGGGUUGGAGAUCUGCAGGGCUGGAUGGAUGAGGAUUACCUCACCAGAUGCUUUUACGCUACUGGGGAGGUUACCUCUGUUAAAGUUAUCCGUAACAAGCUAACUUCACGAAACGAGGGGUAUGGCUUUAUUGAAUUUACCAGUCAAGCAGCUGCUGAAAAGAAUCUUCAUGCUUAUAAUGGCACCCCAAUGCCCAAUGCUCAGCAGAACUUCAAACUUAACUGGGCUUCUCCAGGUUCAGGAGAAAAGCGUUUUGAUAAUUCUCCCGAGCACACUAUUUUUGUUGGAGAUUUGGCUGCUGAUGUCACAGAUUACGUGCUUCAAGAGACAUUCAAAGUCAACUACCCUUCAGUGAAGAGUGCAAAGGUUGUUACAGAUAGGGCCACUGGAUGCACCAAAGGCUAUGGGUUUGUGAAAUUUGGCGAUCAAAGUGAGCAGCAACGUGCUAUGAUUGAGAUGAAUGGAAUGUAUUGCUCAAGCAGACCAAUGCGGAUUGGGGUAGCUGCUAAUAAAAAGAAUCUGGGCACCCAGCCACAAGGUACUUGUCAAAAUGGCCAAGAGACUCAAAGUGAUGAUGACUUGACUAACACAACUUUAUUUGUCGGGAAUUUGGACACCAAUGUUACAGAUGAUGCUCUUAGGCAGGUAUUUUCAAACUACGGGCAGGUGCUUAACGUGAAAAUACCGGCAGGCAAGCGUUGUGGUUUUGUUCAAUUUGCUGACAGGAAUAGCGCCGAGGAAGCCCUGCAGAACUUAAAUGGAACCCAGUUGGGAGGACAGAGCAUUCGUCUUUCAUGGGGCCGUAGUCCUUCAAGCAGACAGCCGCAGGCUGAACAGAACCAAUGGAACAGUGGAUACUCUGGAUACACUCCUGGAUAUGAAUCCUAUGGGUACCCCCAUGGUGGUGGUGCUGCUACCCAGGAUUCAAAUAUGUACUAUGGAGGAGGGUAUGGUAAUUAUCCACCACCCCCACAGCACCAGCAGCAGCCUCAGGGAUACACUGGGUGAGGCCACUGGUUUUUUCCCCUUCUGAGUUAGAGAAUGUAAUAUAAUAGCUAAGGCCACUACUUUCCUCCUUUUGGGCUUAGUGGUGCAUGUCUCUGAGUGAUUUUUUGUUGUGUGGACUGAUGUGCCCUUUCAGUAGCUUUUUAAAAUGCAUUCCUGCCUCCCACCAUUAUCUUCUACUAUCUUGGAUUUACUUUUUUAAUGAUUUUUUUUUUCAUACAAGAAAAACAGGCAUGUUAUUGAAGGGAAGCCUUCAUUCUCUUUUGGAUGACCAACAUCUUGUCUAGUUGUGUUUUGUCAUCUCCCCAAAUGUUUGGUUGGUUUCUAUAAAUGUUGAAUCUUGGU